This is a messenger RNA of Canariomyces notabilis, 1416 nucleotides long. RefSeq lists its product as uncharacterized. The transcript is spliced from 2 exons. The coding region runs from base 1 to 1416 and encodes 471 amino acids. Lineage: Eukaryota; Fungi; Ascomycota; Sordariomycetes; Sordariales; Chaetomiaceae. The record is from RefSeq and is a predicted model, not a curated record.
AUGGCCUUUACAGGAGUGGGCGGCUUGUCAUUUGGGGUUGAGAUAGAGCUCAACUUCUGGUUCAAGAACGGCACGAGUCCGUCUCAUUACCACCAAGAUGGCGCCAUUCUCAGUCCCGAGGAGGACAGCAUGCUUCCCCCGGCACUCACCCACCUCCGUGAUGAGACUGUGUGGAAGGCCACAUGGGCAGGGAGCUUGCUCAAAGACGCAAUAUUGAGCGUCGAGGGUGCGAAAAUGAAAGAUGAGCCCAUGCUAUCCGGCAAGCCAGACACGCUCAAUUGGAUCCGUGUCGUGGAUGUGGACGGAUGGACGAUCAAGCAAGACGGCUCGGUAGUAGACGACUCCCGCAUCCUGGAGGGCUAUGACUAUGCGCCUUUUGAAAUUACCAGUCCCGCCUUGUGGGAUGUGCCCGACAGUCUCAACCAUGUAAUGGAGGUUCUCCAAGCACUGACUUCGAGGUUUCGGUUGCGGGUAAAUCCAGAUACUGGCUUCCAUUGCCACGUUGGUGCAGGUAUAAAGGGACUCGGAGAAGGGGGUAAGAAGAAGCAUUCCCUCCACGUUCUCAAGAGAGCUGCUGCGCUGACCUGGGCUGCUGAUGGCUUCCUCUGCCACGCUCAUCCGCCCGAGCGUGGUAUAAAUAUCUGGGCAGGGCCAAUCCGCCAAUGCUCGAGCCUUGCGCAUGGGGUUAAGGCCCCAAGUAACAGGUGGUAUCCAUGGCCCCUAAACCAGCCGCUGUCUGAGGACUCGGCUAUGUCCAUCCAUGACAUGGAGUUGCUCAUGCAGAAAAGUGACGACGCUGGUCGUCGUAACUUCAUUCGCCUGCACAAGGAACUUUUCCCAGCGCUGAGACCACACCAGCCCGACGAAGAGGCACAAAAGCGUUGUGAUCCUGGUCGCCGGAAAUACGAUGACGACCCCGAACCUGCAAAUGCCAUUAAAACGGUUAGCCAAGGCGUAUCAUACAUAAUGAAUUGCACAACCCGCAAGCAAGUGGGCGGGCUCCUUAGCCCAGCUCCUGGGCAGAUUUCGACCCGGCUGAACUAUAAUUUCAAUAAGUACCGUUCUGGCAGGGACGCUAGGGAUACCUUCACCGUCGAGUUCCGUGAGGCAGCGGGUAGCGUAGACGGCAUUUGGAUUGCGUACUGGGCUAACAUCUGCCUGGGCAUUUUUCGCUUCGCGCGGGCGGCCUCAGACAAACGCUUCUGGGCCGUCACAUCCAACCUGUCAAAGGCCGAAGCAGCUGCCAUGGCAAACGAGCCGCAUAGUUACGACAUGAUCUCGUUCCUGAACGACUUGGGCCUAUUUGCUGAAGCGCUGUACCUUGAGCGCAGUUUGCGGCGGGAUCAACUGGGCUUCUGUCCGAUUUGCGCCGGACCCAGAGCCAAAGAACCGCUCUUCGACGGAGUCCCGGCGUAG